AUGCACGCGUUCGAAUCGCGUAGGUGUCAUUAUUUUUUUUUUUUUUUUUUUUUACUGUCGGUUUUUUCUCAACGGUUCUUGCUCAAGACAGCCUAGGCAUUGGGUGCAUCUCUCUGCUGGAAGAAAAAUUGAAACUGGUUUUUAUCCUCAGAACAAGCUACUCUUCUUUCUUUCUUUCUUUCCUUUCUUUCCUUUCCAUCACGGUUAAUGAAUAGAAUGACUAACAGUUGAAGUGUAUGUUUAGUUCUUGAUGAUCAAGUUUUCUUGAGGCUAUUACUUUUUCCUGAUGACAAUACAUACUUUUAGUGUCUUUAAGAUCGAAAGAUCAGUGUGAGCACAUGAUUUCUCAAUAGACUACAACGGUAUCUGACCAAUAUUCAAUAGGAAACUUGAACUUGGAGUCGAACCUGAUUACGGGAGAGUUACUAACUAACUAACUAAUUUUUUUUUUUUUUUUCAUUUCAGUCAUGGCAAAGAAAAGUACAAGGCAUUUGAAUAAAAUCCAUCGCAAACCGCUACCUAUCUUGCUAGCCGGUGAAAAAUAUGGCAUCGACUUGAAAACUCCUUACAACAAAGGCAUCCUUGGCCGGAUAAGCUAUUGGCUCAAGUUGGUGCAAGUUGCUCUAUUUUCCCUUUGUAGGACCGCCGCGGUGAAAGAACAACCCAUCGAUGUCUUUGUGGAAAAUGGAAUCUUUAAAGUUGAUGAGUUGUCGUCAAUGACAAGAUUAUGGCAAGAGGGUUUCUUUGGCAAGGGCGUUUUAUCUAGAUCGGCACCAAAUUGGAAAGAGCGGACCAUGGCGCGAUUGAAUUUGGUAGGCCAAGAUCAAGAUCCGGAUAAUAACGAUGAUAAUGAUGUAGGUGUGGUGGUGGUUGCUGCUGCUGCUCCAAGUCAACAGCAGGACCCUGCAAAGGAAGAAUUGACAAAAGCUAGAAGAAAUGAGCGAGCCGAGUUUAAAAAGAAGAGACUGGAGUUGCAGCAGUUGCAGCUCAAACAGAGGCAAGGUUUGAUUGCUGAAGAAGAAUUGAAACAGAUGAAGAUAUUGGAUGAGUUUUUGGUUGAGUUUAGAAAGAAAGACGGUAGCGUGGUUUUGUUGUCGCAAAACAGUAGUAGCCAAGAAACGCCGGGGAGAAUGAGAGUGGAAGAUGAGUCAAUAGUGACAGAGUCACUGGGCGACUUGAUUCAGUUGGAAUUUCUCCAAUUGCAAGCAGUAGAGGCCUUCUUUUUGAAGUUUGCCUUGAACCAAGUUCGCAUAGUGUUUGAAGGCUCACUGCUUGGCGCGAAGGAUUUGUUGAGACACUGCUGUCUGCUAUAUUCUGCCAGUCCCACCAUUGAAGCAGACAACAAGUUUCUACUAAACUAUGUUGUGUAUCAUUAUUUUAGAAGCAAAGGAUGGUGUGUGAGAUCGGGGAUUAAGUUUGGUAGCGACUAUUUGCUAUAUAAGAGAGGGCCGCCUUUCCAACAUGCUGAGUAUUGUGUACUGGUUAUACAAGACAACGAGGUUGCUGGCUUUGACGCGGUAGAUUGGUUUCAAAUGAGCAGCCAAGCAAGAGUGGUUGGUGGCGUCAAGAAAUAUUUCAUCCACGUUUACGUUGAAGCACCUCGUCAGCAGGAAUUUGACGAAAUCUACUUGAAUGCAGACGGCGAGGAUGACGGGUUGAUGAUCAAAAAGUUGUUGAGUAGAUACAAGAUAAGCGAGGUGAUUUACAGACGAUGGAACCCUAGCAGGACCAGGGACUAG
Messenger RNA from Lodderomyces beijingensis, 1739 nucleotides. The record is from the annotation of a GenBank genome assembly. Lineage: Eukaryota; Fungi; Ascomycota; Pichiomycetes; Serinales; Debaryomycetaceae.